AAAGAAGAGAAAAAACGUGAGGAGACGCGGCGGGAUCCUUCGAAGAGCACCAAGGACAUCGAAAGAGACAAGAUGCGAACGAAGAGAGACACUGAGAACAAGCUUCUUGCCGAAAAGGAGAAGGCGAUCAAACACUUGUUGGACUCGGACAACGUAGUCCCACCUGGCACGGAAACUGAAGCCAUCCAGAGCAUCGCUGAGGAACAACAGAAU
Trachymyrmex cornetzi is the source of this 213-nucleotide messenger RNA. RefSeq lists its product as uncharacterized. The record is from RefSeq and is a predicted model, not a curated record. NCBI's taxonomy places the organism in Eukaryota, Metazoa, Arthropoda, Insecta, Hymenoptera, Formicidae. The transcript has a single exon. The annotation marks the transcript as partial.